Chanos chanos (milkfish) is the source of this 762-nucleotide messenger RNA. RefSeq names its product myogenin (gene myog). The transcript has 3 exons. Gene Ontology annotation, biological process: muscle organ development; positive regulation of transcription by RNA polymerase II; positive regulation of skeletal muscle fiber development. Lineage: Eukaryota; Metazoa; Chordata; Actinopteri; Gonorynchiformes; Chanidae. The coding region runs from base 1 to 762 and encodes 253 amino acids. The record is from RefSeq and is a predicted model, not a curated record. Gene Ontology annotation, molecular function: DNA-binding transcription factor activity, RNA polymerase II-specific; protein dimerization activity; RNA polymerase II cis-regulatory region sequence-specific DNA binding.
AUGGAACUUUUCGAGACCAACCCGUACUUCUUUCCUGACCAACGCUUUUAUGAAGGCGGCGAUAACUUUUUUCCAUCCCGACUGCCAGGAGGCUUUGACCAGGGCGGCUACCAGGAGCGGAGCUCCAUGAUGGGGCUAUGUGGCGACGGGAGGCUGCUGUCAGCCGGUGUGGGGUUGGAGGAGAAAGUAUCCCCUCCAUCCAGCUUGGGCCUGCCCUUGUCUCCUCACCAGGAACAGCAGCAUUGCCCAGGCCAGUGCCUCCCCUGGGCUUGUAAGGUAUGCAAGCGGAAGUCAGUUACCAUGGAUCGACGGAAAGCGGCCACCCUUCGCGAGAAGAGGAGGCUGAAGAAGGUGAACGAGGCCUUCGAAGCGCUCAAGCGUAGCACGCUGAUGAACCCCAACCAGAGGCUGCCCAAAGUGGAGAUUCUGCGAAGCGCCAUCCAGUACAUUGAGAGGCUGCAAGCUCUGGUCAGUUCUCUCAACCAGCAGGAGCAUGAGCAGGCCGGCCUGCACUUCAGAGCCUCUGCUCCACAGAGGGUGUCCUCCUCCAGUGAGCAGGGCUCUGGCAGCACCUGCUGUAGCAGCCCUGAGUGGAGCAGUGCUUCAGAGCACUGUGCUCCUGCCUACAGCUCCACCCACGAGGACCUCUUAAACGACGACUCCUCGGAGCAGACCAACCUGCGGUCCCUGACAUCUAUUGUAGACAGCAUCACGGCCACAGACGGAGCCUCCGUCGCCUACUCAGUGGACAUUUCCAAAUGA